AUGGUGGUAGUGGCCAUCAAACACAUCCCAAAGGGGAAAGUGUACUGCAAAGUGAAGGAUGACAACGGGAAGAAUCUGUCGGUGGAAGUUGCCAUCAUGCUGAAGCUUGCAGCUGAAGCAGAUGGAUCAGUGGAAACAUCAGCCCCAGUGUCUCUGUUGGAGUGGUUUGACUUUGGCAGAGAGCUGAUCCUGGUGAUGGAGAGACCUGUCCCCGCUGUGGACCUGGAUAAAUACAUAGAAGAAAAUGGAGGAUUUUUGCCAGAGGACAAGGCCAAGGUCAUUCUGAAGCAGCUGGUUGAUGCUGCGAAGCACCUGGAGGAUAAACACAUCUUUCACCGGGACAUCAAGAGUGAGAACAUUCUAAUUGAGACCGGCUCAGAUGUACCGCGUGUUCGUAUCAUCGACUUUGGACUCAGCUGCUUUUUUAAGGAGCGGUCGCAGUACCCCCUCUUCUAUGAAGAAAUUGCAAUUGUGUCUGUUUAUUAG
Messenger RNA from Maylandia zebra (zebra mbuna), 486 nucleotides. The record is from RefSeq and is a predicted model, not a curated record. Lineage: Eukaryota; Metazoa; Chordata; Actinopteri; Cichliformes; Cichlidae.